Messenger RNA from Drosophila willistoni, 1749 nucleotides. Its product is annotated as organic cation transporter protein. Gene Ontology annotation, molecular function: transmembrane transporter activity. The coding region runs from base 104 to 1717 and encodes 537 amino acids. The record is from RefSeq and is a predicted model, not a curated record. NCBI's taxonomy places the organism in Eukaryota, Metazoa, Arthropoda, Insecta, Diptera, Drosophilidae. The transcript is spliced from 5 exons. Gene Ontology annotation, cellular component: membrane. Gene Ontology annotation, biological process: transmembrane transport.
UUCCUUCGUGGCUGUGAAAAUCCAACAAUUCGACAGUUGGCGAUUUCAUCCACUUGCAAGCGGCCGUUUCUUUGCUGCUAGUCACAUUCAAUUAUACGAGAAUAUGGACUUUGAUCGCACCCUGGAUAAGUGCGGACAGUUUGGGCGAUUUCAAAUUGUGAUACUUUUACUCUAUGGUUAUACAAAUAUACUUGGGUCUUUGCAUUAUUUCUCUCAGACACUUAUUACGUUCACCCCAGAGCAUUGGUGCGCACACGAUGAUCUGAAAGAUCUGACGAUGGAUGAGUUACGCCUAGUAUACUUUAAUAUAUCGGCUUCGUCGUGCACCAUUUUGGAUAGGGUGGUCAAUGGAACUGGAAUAGCAGCCAAAGAUGCCAAAUGCACUGAUUGGAUAUUCGAUUAUGAAAGUGACUACAAAAGCAUCACAACUGAAUUGAAAUGGGUGUGCGAUCAAGCUCAUUUGCCAGCUGUGGGUCAGUCGUUCUUCUUCAUGGGCUCUGUGGUAGGGACGAUAGUAUUUGGUUUCCUCUCGGAUCACAUUGGACGUUUGCCCGCUCUUCUGAUGUCAACCAUGUCAGGAGCUCUGGGAGAUUUCAUCACGUCUUUUGUCCAAACAUUACCCUGGUUUGCCGUUUCUAGGUUUAUCUCAGGACUCUCCACAGAUACCAUGUACUAUUUGAUGUAUAUUUUGGUGUUCGAGUACCUUAGUCCCAAGCGCCGCACCUUUGGUCUUAACAUCAUACUUGCUGUCUUCUAUUGCUUUGGUCUAAUGACUUCACCAUGGGCUGCCAUUUGGAUUGGCAAUUGGCGUCAGUAUCUAUGGUUAGCUUCUCUGCCAGCUCUUGGUGUCCUAGCGUAUCCUUUGUUAAUCUGUGAAAGUGCCCAAUGGCUGUUGACCAAGAAGAAAUACGAUCGGGCCGUAGACUGCCUCAAGAAGGUCGCCAAGUUCAAUGGUCGCAAAGUGGAAGAUUCGGUUUUCGAUGAGUUCGUUAAACAUUAUCGCGACAAGAUGAACGAGGAGGAGAAGAUAACCAAGCAAGUGGACACAUUCAUGGGCAUGUUCCGGACACCACGUUUACGUCGCUUCACACUGACUUUGCUGUUAAAAUCAGUAAUCAUUACACUCUCCUGUGAUGUGAUCAAUAGGAAUAUGGAGGGUCUGGGUACUUCUCCCUUUAAACUCUUCUCUUUCACCUCAAUUGUUUAUUUGCCAGCUGGAAUGACUAUUCUCCUGCUUCAAAAUCACAUUGGACGAAAGGGAAUGGCUUGUGGGGCACUCUUUGUGGGUGCCAUUAUAACCACAGUCACUGGCUUUCUAAUAGCCUUAUUCGAUCCUAAGGAUAAUGCUGUACUACUGGCCAUAAUGGUGGGACUGGGUCGCUUUGCCACCACUGUUUCCUUUGAUGCUGAGAUUCAAUAUGCAGCCGAGAUUAUUCCAACUAGUGUGCGAGGGAGAGCUGUCUCCAAUGUCCAUGUGAUUGGUUUGGCUUCCAGCGCAUUCUCUUUUUAUGUGAUCUAUUUGGCCCAAUUCUAUAAGCCAUUGCCAUCUAUAUUUAUAGGAACUUUAAUGUUCUUAGGAGCCUUGCUAUGUCUUACUUUGCCCGAGACUUUGGAUAAAAAACUUCCGGAAAAUUUGGCUGAAGGUGAAAAUUUUGCUCUGAAUGAGGGCUGCCUCUACUUUCCCUGUUUAAAUCGAAAACAAGUAACUUCAGAUUGAUUUUAAUUUUUGUGAAUAAAUGACAAAUUUAU